Messenger RNA from Branchiostoma belcheri (Belcher's lancelet), 2348 nucleotides. RefSeq names its product E3 ubiquitin-protein ligase RNF139-like. Gene Ontology annotation, molecular function: ubiquitin protein ligase activity; zinc ion binding. Lineage: Eukaryota; Metazoa; Chordata; Leptocardii; Amphioxiformes; Branchiostomatidae. The coding region runs from base 240 to 2060 and encodes 606 amino acids. Gene Ontology annotation, biological process: ERAD pathway. The record is from RefSeq and is a predicted model, not a curated record. Gene Ontology annotation, cellular component: endomembrane system; endoplasmic reticulum. The transcript has 3 exons.
GCAUUCAUCAGGCAAAAUGGCUGUCGUCGAAGUCGUCUUCGAAUUUUUACUUCCGCUUUCGAUCAGAAAUUUGCGAUUUUAGGUCAAUUCAACAAAUUGUUUUCAGGAGAAAGGGGAUCUAGGUAUCUAAGAUACAAAUUAUUAAGCGUAUUUCAUAUUUCAAUAUUUAUAAACGUCUAGGAAAGUCCCUGACGACGUCUUUUCUCCGACAAGAAAAUACCGUGACUGCUGCUAGCAUUAUGACUGAGGGCCAAGAUGUAACCUGGCGCUCUCGUGUGAAAGCCAUCUUCGACGUGGUGUUCCGGGUUCCCUCCAUCUAUGUCAUGGACUCCAUCCUGAAGGACCAGCUCCCCAUCCCAUGGACCACUGAGUCACACAUCAUGUGGAGGAUCACAGGUUUUCUUGUUGCAGUUGGGGUCUUCGUGCUGACCCCAGAUGUACUUCUCCGAGUCUACUCUUUCAUUGGAGGAGUCCUAAUCGCUCUGAUUGUCUAUUGGUGGAACAGUUACUACAUCGCCCACUAUCUCCAACAGACAUCCUCAGACAAUGCCCAGACUAGUAUGAAUGUCUUGGAGGACCACAUGUUCGUCUAUGGGCUUGUAUUACUAGCAGUAAUGACUGUGUUGUAUACAUUCACACGAGGCUAUGCCCACGCUGUGGUAGGAAACUACAUCCUGAUUUCUUUUACGAUUCCCCAGGUUGCUGUGUUGACCAUGCCAAGAUGGGUGAUUGAAAUGUCGCUACAAGCAUCGCUUGUCAUGUCGUACGGAGAACUGGUCACCUGUGCUGUUGUGAAUGGGGUGUAUAUAAUCUAUCUGUCCAGAUUUUUAAUCCCGGUCGUGUUCCAGCUUAUAAGAACGUACGGGAUCCAAGCAUUCGUGGAGAGUACGUGGAUACGGCUACACAUACCGGACGUAUUGAGAGUGUUCUGGUUAACAAGAAUAGCCGCCCAAGCUGUUGCCUUAGUGUACUUUGUAGUGAUAGAAGAAAAUGAUGCCAGGGUGGUUUGGUAUUUACCGGAUAGUUCGGAGUGGUGGGAGAUUGUGAAGGACUUGAUGGUCAGUGGAUGUGACUCGAUGUUCACGAUAUCGGGGAUGAGCUCUGUCAUAGCUAUCAUCAUGCACAACGUAGGGCUACUGUUGCAGAAGUUUCUCAAUGUAGAAGACACGGAGGAGAAGAGGAUAGGGACAGUUUCGGCUGUCCUGUUCUUCAUCUUAGCCGUCCAGACGGGACUGACCGGUCUGGAGCGGAAGAAGCGGCUGGUACGCUUGGGUCGGAACAUGGGGCUCCUAACGACCGCGAUAUUUCACUUCAUACACAACAUGGUGCACCCGAGACUGAUGACGCUCAGCGCGCAACACACUAUAGACAUGAGAAGACACUACCCCCCACUCACCGUCAGUGCCUUCAUCUUCUUCGUCCCUUUCUACUUAAUCUACCUGUUGUGGAGUAACAGCAGCUUCAGCACGUGGCUGCUUGCGGUGACCGUGUUCACUGUGGAACUCCUGGUGAAAGUCCUCGCCACAUGGUUCCAGUACGCACUCCUCUUAAUCGACGCGAGACGAGAGCAGUACUGGGAGAAGCUUGACGACUACCUGUACUAUAUCAAGUCCACGGCGAACAGUAUAGAGUUCGUGUUCGGGAUAUUCCUCUUCUUGAACGGUAGCUACGUCUUCUUCUUCGAGUCUGGUGGGACGAUACGCGCCAUCAUGAUGUGCAUGCAUGCGUACUUCAACAUCUGGGUGCAAGGGAAGGAAGGGUGGAGGACGUUCAUGAUGAGAAGAACUGCAGUGAAGAAAAUCAACGCUCUGCCGGAAGCGACGACCGCAGAACUUACGCGGUUCAACGACGUGUGCGCGAUAUGUUACCAGGAGCUGACCAGUGCACGGAUCACCCCCUGUAAGCAUUAUUUCCACGCCAUGUGUCUGAGGAAGUGGUUGUACGUACAGGACCACUGCCCCAUGUGCCAUAGAAAGUUGUACCAAACAGACGAGCCACAGUCUUCUUCUGAAGAGGAAAAUCCAGAUGUGUUAGAUUUUGAUAUGGCAGAUGAUGACUAGCUAUUAGUAAGGGAUAGAAAAUACCUUUUAUGUGUAAAGUUAUUCUGUAAAUAGACAAAAAUAUUGUUCACUCAAAGAAAAGGAUGUCAAUAUUUUGCAAUCAGCUGUUAAAAAAUUUGCCAAAAUGACCCAUAUUUUGAAAUAUUGUAAAUGUCCCAGCAAAUUGUUAGGGUAAAAAUGUUGUGGCCUGAAUUUUCAAUAGCAAGUUUAACUUCAUGACUCUUAAAUGUGCAGACAUUUUUUUUUUCCUUUGUAAGACCACACCAAUCUAAUUUGUUGUGUCUCGGA